Molecule: messenger RNA, 879 nt
Organism: Caenorhabditis bovis
Lineage: Eukaryota; Metazoa; Nematoda; Chromadorea; Rhabditida; Rhabditidae
Source: the annotation of a GenBank genome assembly
AUGCAGCCACGCCUGCCGAUUUUUAACGGUCAAUUCGUUGAGGUCGAAGUGUUUUACCAGAAAAUCAAUGAAGCACCGCAAAUCUACCGCAAACAGGUAAAAUUAAUUUUCACCAUUUUCUCAUCAAAUAUAGAAAAUUUUCUGUUCGCCGAACUUCAACAGCUUCCUCUUCCUGAUCCGAAUCUGUACACCAUGAAAUCACUUCAUAACAUUAAAAAUGUUGUUGCCGAUGCAAUGCACGCACUCGGAUUCGAGAUAAAUAAUCCGGGAAAGAAGGAAAUUGAAAAAAAAAUCGACAAUAUUAUCACUAGAGGUCUCUCGGAUAUUCUUGGAAACGAAUUGAAAGACUACAGUGGUUUUGUUCACAAAUUCAGUUAUCAGUACACCGAACGCUUUCACUUUGUUCUCGACGAGAAAAAAGGAAUUUUUCGACUGAAGCAGGAGACGGACAGUGAGAAGCAGAUCAAACAAGUUCACGUCAACUUGGAUAUCGACCCGAAAAAAGAGCGCCACUAUGCCAUUCUUCAAAACGAUGAUAAUUCUGAAAACGGUGUCGUGGGAUUGUCGUUGAUGCGCUAUCCAGAUCCGGACGUCGUCGAGUUGCCUGAUCACGACGAGGACAGACUCAAACGAAUUUACAUCGAGUUCCUCAAAGACUACAAAAACGGAAAAUUUGUGAUCUCAAAGCGAAACGUCUACGCCCGCAAUAAGCCGACUGUUGCACCGGCUUCAUUUCCGAUGAAUGACACAAAUUCCGAUAAUGAUGAUGAGGAGAGCGGUGAUGGAGAAAAUAAGGCUGAAAAGAAGAAGAUGAAGAAGCAUAACAAGAAUAACAAGGGCAAGAAAGGAAAUAAGGGGAAGAAAUCCCGUUGCAAUUAG